AUGGAUACGCUUAUCGAUGUCUUCCACACAUAUUCCGCUCGGGAAGGUGACAAGCACAAACUGUGCAAGAGGGAACUGAAAGAUCUUCUACAGAACGAGCUUGGAGAGUAUCUUGAGGAGCAGAAAGACGCCACCUCUGUGGACAAGAUCCUGAAGGAACUAGACAAGAACGGAGAUGGGGAGGUGGACUUUCAGGAGUUUGUCACCUUGUUGGACUCUCUGACCGUGGUCUGCAACACCGUCUUCUGCAAGAAACAGCUGAGCCACUCCGACUGUUCAUUACCGUGGAGCCUCUUGUACAAAGGCCGAUGUCUCAAUAAACUAGUCAUUUAUCCUUUAAGUGGUUCUGCGUUUGAUUUCUGA
Staurois parvus is the source of this 363-nucleotide messenger RNA. The record is from the annotation of a GenBank genome assembly. Lineage: Eukaryota; Metazoa; Chordata; Amphibia; Anura; Ranidae.